AUGGCAACAGACAACAAAGAACAAAACAUGAAGAUCGCCUGUCUUCAAUUCGCCCCUGAAGUAGGCCAAGUGCAGGAGAACAUACGCCGCGCGGACGUUAUACUACAAGAAACACGGAUACCGUCUGAUCUCGAUUGGCUCGUGUUACCCGAACUCGCAUUCUCGGGCUACAACUUCCACUCGCUCGACGAGAUAAGACCAUACCUCGAACCCACAACUGCAGGCAUAAGCACACAAUGGGCCAUCCAAGUCGCCCAACACUACACAUGUCACGUCACAAUCGGCUACCCCGAAAUCACAACCUCCACACCACCAACGCAGUACAACUCCACCGUGACCGUGUCCCCGACUGGCGAAAUCCUCCACAACUACCGCAAGUCCUUCCUCUACUACACGGACGAGACGUGGUCGUCCGAAGGCCCGGCCGACAACGCGCACAUCCUUUCAAACGCCACAUCACCUGACCAGCCCUUCUACUCCGGGCCCCUGGGCGCCCUCGGCGACGUCACACUCGGCAUAUGCAUGGACAUCAACCCCUAUCGCUUUACCGCGCCGUGGGAGUCGUACGAAUUCGCGCGGACUGCGCUCACGCACAAGACGCCCCUGCUUUGCGUCAGCAUGGCGUGGCUAUGUCACUUGACGCCCGAGGAGCUCGUGCAGGAACCCACGCAACCGGAUAUAGCGACCGUCGCGUACUGGGUCGAGCGCUUCCAGCCAAUUGUGGAUAGUAAGAGUGAGAAACCGGUGUAUGUGGUUUUGGCGAAUCGGUGUGGGGUUGAGAAGGGCGUGUGUUAUGCGGGGAGCACAACGGUGAUUAAGAUCCACAUGGGCGUGGUUAGUCUGUUUGAAACGUGUGGGAAGAGCGAGGAGAAGUGUCUUGUGGUGGAUUUGAGUGAGAGGCCGAAGUUUCAGGUCAGGAGUGGGCAGUCGUGA
Molecule: messenger RNA, 933 nt
Organism: Parastagonospora nodorum SN15
Lineage: Eukaryota; Fungi; Ascomycota; Dothideomycetes; Pleosporales; Phaeosphaeriaceae
Exons: 1
Coding region: 1-933 (310 amino acids)
Biological process (GO): protein catabolic process
Molecular function (GO): protein-N-terminal glutamine amidohydrolase activity; protein-N-terminal asparagine amidohydrolase activity
Source: RefSeq, a predicted model, not a curated record